Dalotia coriaria is the source of this 2062-nucleotide messenger RNA. RefSeq names its product RNA-binding region-containing protein 3-like. Gene Ontology annotation, biological process: mRNA splicing, via spliceosome. The transcript has 2 exons. Bases 757 to 2040 code for a protein of 427 amino acids. Gene Ontology annotation, cellular component: U12-type spliceosomal complex. Gene Ontology annotation, molecular function: pre-mRNA intronic binding; U12 snRNA binding. NCBI's taxonomy places the organism in Eukaryota, Metazoa, Arthropoda, Insecta, Coleoptera, Staphylinidae. The record is from RefSeq and is a predicted model, not a curated record.
UUCACCAUGUGACGCUUUCAGCUGGUGUUGUUGAAUUGCCAUAGCGUAAGUGACAGGAUAAAUCUUUCAGAAACUUUCACUGUCGGCCAUUAUGGCGGCCACGGAGCACGGACUUGUUGUAAGAUAUAAUUUCUUGAUAAUAUACUGCUUUCGGGGGUCACCAACUACAUAUAUGAACAGUUCGUAAGAACGAAUCUUAUUCUCUAAUUAGUUUGGCAACAACAAAGGUCAUUCAAAAUCAACCACAGUAUUGUACCUAUUGACUUCCGCCACAAAGGAACGAAAACCAUAUUACUGAAAUAUACACGGGUCAUACCAAAAAGAUAAAAACUCUGACAAGUUUUCUCUAUAAUCACUUUGCCGAGAUCAAUGAUCUGCAAUAACACAAAAUAAAAUGAUUUUACUGAUAUGUAGCCGACAAAUCAAAUGUUGGGUAUUCCAAUGUGAUAAUUAUUAGUUAAUUAUCCUAAUCUAUAGCAUAUGAGCACAGGCGUCUGGCAUAGAUCAAUAGAGUACAUUUCGGGUCCAGUUUCGAAUAAUUAAUCGUGGCCGGGUCAUCUUUCGUUUACCAGCAGUGAACUCUACUGACGAGUCUGAUUAGAAUCAAACUAUUUGAGGUUUGUGUAGGUUAUGCUGUUAUGUUGUUAUGUGGAAAGUUCGAUUAGUACGACUUGCAAUUUGAAAUAUAAAUUCUUGGAGUAAAAACAUUAAAUAAAUCUUCGUUUACCUGUGUAGGUUAUUAAGAAACACUUCGAAAUGGUAAACAUUUGUGAGUAUACACUAAAAAUCAAACAUCUCCCCAGUUGUUUAACUGAUGCUGAAAAAGAAGACUUCAUGAAACACUUUGGUUCCCAACAAGUGAAAGUAAUAACAUCUCUCUCAAAGCAGAAGAGCAUUGUAUAUGGAAAGUUUGAUUCAAAGCAACAAGCAAAAGCAGUUCUGCACAGAACACAUCAACUAAGGGUACUUGAUGCAAUCAUUUGUGUGGAAUAUGCUGAGAAAAAAAUUGCAGAUUCAUUUCCUGCACCUUUACUAUUACAAACCACUGAAGUGCAAAGUCAUAAGCAUUUCAUAAAUUAUGUGACAAAAAUCAAUGCAUUGAACAGUGCAGUUGGAUAUGAUCAGCCACCCCCUGCUCAUUUAAGGUAUACAUAUCCUAGAGCUAACAGAGCAACCAUUCACAAUAUAUCUUUUGCACUUGAAACAGUUCCACAAUUUUAUGUUCAAGUAUUACACUUGAUGAAUAGAAUGAAUUUGCCACCUCCAUUUAGUAAUGCUCCAGAUACCCCAAUACCAAUAAAAACUGUUCAUCCUCCCAAGCCAGUUCCACAACUGAAGUCUGAUUCUGAAUCAGAAAUGGAAAGUGAGGAUGAUAGCAAUGACAAACAGAAGCAAAUCAUUCCUGCUAAGAGGCAAAUCAGCCAGCCUAAGCCAAUUAAAAGACCAAAAUUCAUUAAGCCUACACAAGGUAAUCCAGCUAAUGUAAAAUCAUCACAAAGUGGAGCAACUGAAAAAGUGGCUGAAGUGUUUGAACAAAGUGAACUAAAGAAAAGUGAUAAGAUUGAAUUGAUUGUUAAUCCAACUUGCUUGGAUCAAAUAAAUGUUAAGAAGGAGCUGAACACAAGUAUAGAGGUUCCUGAAAGCAAACCAAUCGACCUAAAAACAGAUAUAAUAACAGCCGAACAGCUUGCCGCCAAUAGAGUACCACUUAAAGAUCUUUACGUUUUGCCCAUUUUUAAAGAUUAUCAUCCUGGAACUCCAAAUAACAAGUUGUAUAUUAAAAACAUUGCAAAAACUGUUGGUUUAGAUGACUUGCAAUGGAUUUAUAAACGUUAUUAUCCAAAGAGGUCAGAGAGUGAACCGAGGAGUUUGUUUGAUAUUAGAUUGAUGACAGAGGGCAGGAUGAAGGGUCAAGCUUUUGUUACAUUGGAUUCUGUUGAGUUGGGCCAACAAGCUGUUAAAGAAACAAAUGGUUUUAUUGUAAAGGACAAACCGCUGGUUGUUGUGUUUGCUAAAAUACCAGCUUUAAAAAAACAAUGAUUAAAUAAAUGGUUUAUCUAUG